UGAUUCGCGAAAUGAUUCACGAAUGAAUGUAAAUACAUUUUAUAGUUUUUUAGGAAGUAUUGCCGAUUGGGCAAAAUUAGAGGACAAUGAAUUAAUUAAUGAUAAUAAUACUGUGCUCAGAGAUAGUCAAGGACAUAGACUUGUCGGUUAUAAAAUUAUCAAUAAACUAUUUGAUUAUUUUGAUAGAUCAUCUACAGGUGGAAUUACCCUUCAAGAUGCUGUUUUAGGACUUGGUGCAAUUAAAUUUGGAGAUAUAUUAUCACGAAUAGAAUUAUUUUUCAAUUUACAUGAUAGUGAUAAAGAUGGAUACUUAUCAAAAGAAGAAAUUUUACAAAUUAUCUAUUCUUCUUCUGAUUCAAAUAAUAGUGAAGCUCCAUCAAUUGAAGACGAUGAUGAUACUAUAUUAUCGCUUCCAUUAUUUCGUGAAGUAAUUUUAUCAGACGAGUAUUUAGUAGAUUUUUUUGAUACUGGUUUCGCAGCAACAUUCCAAUUAGUUGAGCCUGUUGAAGAACGACAAAAAGGACUAGGGCGUGAAAUAUUUAAUUCACUAAUGUCUGAUGGAAUGAAAUUUGCGAGUCUUUUUGGUAAACGGCAGAGUGAUCGUCGUAAAUCAAAUGUUUACCAAUCUUCAAGUCCAAAGGGAUCGUCUUUGGACGUUAGACAAACAAGUUAUUCAAGACGAAAUAGUGAUCUAUGGUCUAGAAGAAGAUCAAAUUCUCAUGAAAAUUCAGGAAUGGUCGUGUCUGCAAGAUCCACAAGUGGUGUACAUAGAAGUUUAUCACCUGGGUCUUUUCUUUCAACUGAAGACGAAGAUGACCGUUUUUCUAUACAAGAGACGGAGAGACUUUUGGAUGAAUUUCAAGAUGAAAGCG
Molecule: messenger RNA, 872 nt
Organism: Racocetra fulgida
Lineage: Eukaryota; Fungi; Glomeromycota; Glomeromycetes; Diversisporales; Gigasporaceae
Source: the annotation of a GenBank genome assembly